This is a messenger RNA of Lactuca virosa, 447 nucleotides long. The record is from the annotation of a GenBank genome assembly. Lineage: Eukaryota; Viridiplantae; Streptophyta; Magnoliopsida; Asterales; Asteraceae.
AUGGGUCAUGUACUUGAAAUUAAAAAAACAUGUCCUUGGCAGGUUGAAGUUGAGCGCUUUGUGGGAGUUGUUCUUGCGGGAGAAUUCAAGCACUUUAGACAUCUUGACAUAUCCAACCGUGAAGGUCUAGCAUCAGAUGGUGAAUGGUUCAAUAGAUGCUAUAGUGCAAGUUUCAUUCCUAUAAAGCAAUUAUUGGAAGAAAGACCUAAUUUCUGCCUGGUAGUUGAGUUUCCUAUAGGUAGUUACAUUGAAGUUGAAGAAGCAACAACGACAACAAGUGACGUGAGUUUAGCUUCACAGUCAAGCAACCAUUCAUCUAAUUCUGAUGGAUUGUUGCUGAUGAGCACAUCAGAUAAUAGUUCUGAUAGUGGUAAUGAGGAUCCUCCAGAAACCAGUUUUGUGACUUACAUAGAAAGUUCAAAUGACCUUGACUUUCUCUCAGCCUGA